Molecule: messenger RNA, 1449 nt
Organism: Anolis sagrei ordinatus
Lineage: Eukaryota; Metazoa; Chordata; Lepidosauria; Squamata; Anolidae
Gene: RPL3L
Product: ribosomal protein L3 like
Biological process (GO): translation
Cellular component (GO): ribosome; cytosolic large ribosomal subunit
Molecular function (GO): structural constituent of ribosome; RNA binding
Source: RefSeq, a predicted model, not a curated record
GAAUAUGUCCUCUGCAUGAGGCCAGCGGCUAAAUUUAUGUCUUGGGGGCCGAGAAGCAUCUUUGGUAUUGAGUCACUUGCUCCGUGCCUCUUUCUCUGCUGCAGGGUCUGUGGGAGACGCGCACACAUGUCGCACCGCAAGUUCCAAGCUCCCCGCCAUGGGCACAUGGGCUUCCUUCCUCAUAAACGGAGCCGCCGGCACCGAGGCAAAGUCAAGACCUGGCCAAAGGACGACCCCAGCAAACCGGUCCACCUGACCGCCUUCCUGGGCUAUAAGGCUGGCAUGACCCACAUCCUACGGGAGCUGCACCGGACCGGGCUCAAGGUGUCCAAAAGGGAGGAGGUGGAGGCGGUGACCAUCAUUGAGACACCCCCUUUAGUGGUGGUUGGAGUCGUGGGAUACAUAGAGACCCCAAGGGGCCUGCGGAGUUUCAGAACCAUCUUCGCUGAACACAUCAGUGACGAAUGCCGGCGGCGCUUCUACAAGAACUGGCACAAGAGCAAGAAGAAGGCCUUCACCAAGUUCUGCAAAAAAUGGCAGGACGAGGCAGGGAAGAAGCAGCUGGAGAAGGACUUUGCGGCCAUGAAGAAGUACUGCAAAGUUAUUCGUGUCAUUGUGCACACCCAGAUGAAGCUGCUCCCGAUGCGCCAGAAGAAAGCGCACAUCAUGGAGAUCCAACUGAACGGGGGAACAGUGGCCGAGAAGGUAGACUGGGCCCACGAAAAGAUGGAGAAGCAUAUCUCCGUACAGUCGGUCUUCAGCCAGAAUGAGAUGAUUGAUGUGAUCGGCGUCACCAAGGGCCACGGCAUGAAAGGAGUGACGAGUCGCUGGCACACCAAGAAGCUCCCCAGGAAGACCCACAAAGGGCUGCGCAAAGUCGCCUGCAUCGGGGCCUGGCACCCGGCCCGCGUGGGCUACUCCAUUGCCCGGGCUGGACAGAAGGGCUACCACCAUCGGACCGAACUCAACAAGAAGAUUUACCGCAUCGGCCGCGGGGUCCAUGUCGAAGACGGCAAGAUGGUGAGGAACAAUGGCUCCACCAAUUACGACACAACCGAGAAGACCAUCACUCCCUUGGGGGGAUUCCCACAUUACGGCGAGGUCAACAACGAUUUUGUCAUGGUGAAGGGCUGCGUGGUGGGCACCAAGAAGCGGGUGCUGACCCUACGGAAGUCUCUUCUGGUGCACACAAGCCGGAAGGCUUUGGAGCCCAUCGAGCUGAAAUUCAUUGAUACCACUUCCAAAUUUGGCUACGGUCACUUCCAAACGGCCCAAGAGAAGCGGGCGUUCAUGGGCCCACAAAAGAAGCACCUGCUUAAAGGGAAAGUGGAGACCAGAGAAGAAGCAUGAAGACUUUUCCUUGAAGAAAAAAAAUUAAUUAUUUUCCUUUCUCCAAAUUGUCCCUGCUUUGGUCUGCGUCCCAACAUGAAUACAUUGAGAAAAACAUGG